AGAGCUGCCACACCGCGCACUUGGCUUGCCAGUGCUUGCGCUGCCUGAGCUCAGGUCUGAGGGUCAAUGGCGGGCGCGGCGGCGGCGGAGCGCAGGGUGAUCAGGGUCCUCCUCGUCGAGGACGAGGAGAUCCACCGGUUUCUGGCCAGGGCGCUGCUGCGGGACGCCGGCGGCGUGGAGCUGAGCGAGGCCUGGAACGGCGCCGAGGCGGUGCGACGCGUGCGGGAGGGCGGCGCCUACGACCUCAUCCUCACCGACCGGCAGAUGCCCGUCAUGGACGGACACGAGGUACCUCGUCGGUGCGGCUGCGAGCGCCGUUACACAACAAACUCGCCCGGUUUCAACUGUAGCGACGUCGACGAGCUGACGCCGACCGGCGUGUGCGUGCAGGCGACGCGGCAGAUUCGGGCGCUGGGCGUCACGACGCCGAUCGUCGGGCUGUCGAGCGACAGCCUCGCCGCCGACGCCGACGCGUUCAUCAAGGCCGGGGCCGACCACUUCACGCCCAAGCCGCUGUCCAAGGAGAAGCUCGACAAUAUCCUCGCCAAAUUCAAUCUCGCGUAGCUCUGCCUGCGAUCUCAGAUUCUCAAUAAGGUCCAAAAUAAAUGAAGCCUCGCAUUAGAAAAGUACUCCAUAUCGAAUUGGCUUUCUUCCCAAAGGUCUCAGUCUCUGGGCCUUGGGCCUUGUAGCUGUUUGUGUCCGAAGCUGUCGCUCAAAACAGGAAGCAGACGCCUCUGGUAGUAAUGUACAAUUCAUAACCACUCUAUGUGUUAGUAAUAGCUUUAUUAUACCGAUGUUAUAAAAAAGCGCUUUAUUAU
This is a messenger RNA of Panicum virgatum (switchgrass), 818 nucleotides long. RefSeq names its product two-component response regulator ORR41-like. Bases 67 to 564 code for a protein of 165 amino acids. The transcript has 3 exons. NCBI's taxonomy places the organism in Eukaryota, Viridiplantae, Streptophyta, Magnoliopsida, Poales, Poaceae. The record is from RefSeq and is a predicted model, not a curated record. Gene Ontology annotation, biological process: phosphorelay signal transduction system.